Molecule: messenger RNA, 2235 nt
Organism: Callithrix jacchus (white-tufted-ear marmoset)
Lineage: Eukaryota; Metazoa; Chordata; Mammalia; Primates; Cebidae
Source: RefSeq, a predicted model, not a curated record
CCUGAUUGGGCAGCAUUGAACCAAUCAGAGCGGCGGACGCAGGCGGGCGGGGCCCGGACCCCGAAUGCGGCCCCUCCGGGCUCGGCAGCCGCACUGCCUGACCCAACCGGUGGGGUCCGAAGGUCGCCGAGGGGCCGGGAGCGGGAGGGGACGUCCUCCUAGAAGGCUGGAGCGGGCGGGAGGCCAAGGUCCGGGCUCCCGCGCACGACAGAGCUGUCUCAGGUCGGCCCCCUCCCCACUACCACCCCGCGCCUCAGCCCCUUCCUGGACCCCUCGGCGGAGUAGGGACUCGAACCAGUGCCCACCCAGUCCGGUACCAUCUGAAGCCCCUUCCCAGACAGAGAAAAUGAGCCACAGAUCAAGCUGACCCCAGUGAGAGUGUAUUUCCCAGCCCAACCGUAUUGCCGUUCCUAUCAAAAAAUGGAUGAUUCGGAGACAGGUUUCAAUCUGAAAGUCGUCCUGGUCAGUUUCAAGCAGUGUCUCAAUGAGAAGGAAGAGGUCCUGCUGGACCCCUACAUUGCCAGCUGGAAGGGCCUGGUCAGGUGCGUCCGCAGGACCUGCUCCCUGAGGGCGCUCACCUGUCGAGUCCCGUAUGUGGUAUCUGCCUCCCGCUGGCUGCCACCAGCUUUGCUGCCUGUUUGCGGAUGUGUGUUUCUGAACAGCCUGGGUGCCAUCUUCUCAUUUAUCUCCAAGGACGUGGUCUCGAAGCUGCAGAUCAUGGAGCGCCUCAGGGGUGGCCCACAGCAUGAGCACUACUACACCCUGCAGGCCAUGGUGGCCCAUGAACUGGGCAGCCAGCUGGUGGACCUGGAGCGGCGCUCCCACCACCCCGAGUCCGGCUGCCGAACCCUGCUGCGCCUGCACCGCGCCCUGCACUGGCUGCAGCUGUUCCUGGAGAGCCUGCGCACCAGCCCCGAGGAUGCGCGCACCUCCGUGCUCUGCACCGACUCCUACAACGCCUCACUGGCCGCCUACCACCCCUGGAUCGUGCGCCGUGCCGUCACCGUGGCCUUCUGUGCCCUGCCCACACGCAAGGUCUUCCUGGAGGCCAUGAACGUGGGGCCCCCGGAGCAGGCCGUGCAGAUGCUGGGUGAGGCCCUCCCCUUCAUCGAGCGUGUCUAUGACGUCUCCCAGAAGCUGUACGCCAAGCACUCCCUGCUGAACCUGCCGUAGUGGCAGGAAUCCAAGGCCAUGCGGGCUUUUCUGCUGCAGAUCUGGGCUGCAGGCCCCACAGCAGAACUUUCUAGGGGAUCUCCAGUUCCUUUCCCAGGAACAGGAGAUCUGCUGUUGUCCCUGUGAGCUGAGCUUGGUAGGAGCCACACUGUGGCAGAGAGGGUGGCACCCAGUCCAAAGAGGCCCACCCUCCCAGUCCAGGACAGGACAUCUCAGCCACAGCUCCCCCUCAGCCUGUUACACACGUGCCCAGCCAGGCCUAGCCCGGUGCAGAAAAUGGAGGGGGCAGGGGCGGGGGCUGGGCCUGCAAAAGCCUGAAAGGUCGCCACCCCCCAGCCUGUCGGGCAGAUCUGCGGACUGGGGUGAAGUCACUGGUCACGAGUGUGGAGACUCCAUCCUUUCUCUGCCAGCCAGUGUGUCCUCCUCUCAGGCCCAGGCCUGGGACACUAUGUCUGCCCAGGUGGUAAACACUUAGUCCAGGGACCUCAGCCCCCUCCAUGCCCAGGCUAGCAGAAAGCCCCCAACAGUGAGCGGUCUGGGCCCUUGGGGGUCUCACCACCUCUCACUUCCUUGUUUGCCCAUCAGCGUGCCAGGCAGACUGGGGGUGGAAUGGCCAGGAGCUGAGAUCGAGGCUCCUCACAGAAGGGCCAGAGAAGGCCCUUCCCUUGGGACAGCCUCCCUGCAGCCCCUGCAGGGCACCAGCUCCCAAGCGACGCAGCAGGCUGCCUCCCGCAGCUGCCCUGGGUCUGCACAGCACACCCAAGGCCCCAGGAGCCAGGACUCUGCUACUCCCAACAAAAAGCUGUGUCUCUUCUCCCCAGGAGACCCAAGGGGCAUGGAGCAUGAGGGCCUGGACCCCAUGGCCUGGCAAGUGGCUACCAGCCAGCCACACCCAGCCCAGCCACCAGCCAGUUCCUGUGGCCUGGCCACUGGCUCUUUACAGUGGACCACAGUGGCUCAGGGUGGCAGAGGGACAGCCUGACUACCUGGCAGGUGCACAGGCUUUUGGAAUGCAACCCAUUUGAUGUCUUCCAACGUUAAUAAAUCACAGCAUCCCAUGGA